CUGGACGGCGACAGAGGUGGGGGAAGGGAGGGGGCAGAAGAAGAAACAGGGCCGUCGCGCGACCGACUGAGGCGGCCGCGGGUGCCUGCGCGCGCGCCCUCGAGGGAUCGGGAGCGAAGCGGGCCUCCUGUGAGGAGGGCGCGAGGCAGGCCUGGAGGAGCAUCGCCAUAGAGACCGUGACAGCACAGAGCGGGACUGGGGGCGAGCUGAGCGAGAGAGAGAGAGAGAGAGAGAGCGAGCGAGCGCGCGGGCGGCCGGGGUGGAGGAAGGAAGGAAGGAAGCCGGGCCGGGUCAAACCGGGGCCUCAGUCUGCGCCGCGCGCUCGUGGCGGUGGGGACCGGCGGAGGCUGAGGCGGUCCCAGCAUGGAUCCGGGGGAAAGCGGAGGAGGCGGGAGCGGCGGCGGCGGCGGGAAGAUCCGGACGCGGCGGUACCACCUGGCCGCGGCCUCCUCGAAGCCUUACCCCAGGAACAAGCAGGGAAUUAUUAAUAUUGUGAAGGAAUCUGUGAAGAAUAUUGUUCCAACUUGGCUUCAGCGAUACUUCAGACAAAGUGAAGAGGGAUCCCCAAAUGAACAAAGGAGUGAGGAGGAGAAUGUGAACUAUCACCCUGCCUUUGCUGCUGACGACACGGAUAAUACCCUGGAAAUUGAUGGUCGAAUCACUCCUGAACCAACAGGAAUUAAUUUAGAAGGGCCCUCAACUAGUAGGACUGGUUUAAACUUCACAGAUGUUUUAACAAGACCCUCUCUCCAUCGGAGUCACCUUAACUGCACCAUCUUAGAUUCCCCGCCGCCACUUUGUCAACCCUCCACGUCAUCUGCAUUUCCAAUUAGUAACUCUGGACUUCCACUUGGAAAAGAAAUGAAAGAUUCUACCUCUCAGCACGAUGAUGACAACAUCUCAACUACUAGUGGUUUCUCAUCAAGAGCAUCUGAUAAAGAUAUCGCUGUUUCAAAAAGUGCUUCUGUACCCAAGCCUUACUCCAUCUGGACUGCAGAGGUCGUGAAAGACUCCAUCUCGUCCAGCAUGCCACAGCUUCACCAGGCUUCGAAAGAAAAGCGUCUGGAGUUCAAUCUCUCGACCUUUGGAACCCUUUCCCCUUCGCUUGGUAACACGUCAGUUCUUAAGACGAGCCAGCUUGGGAAUUCUCCAUUUUAUCCUGGAAAAACCACGUACGGAGGUGCAGCUGCUGCAGCAAGGCAAUCCAAAGCACGGAUUACACCUUAUCAGACACCCAUAAGAAGGCAAAUGAAAGCGAAGCAAGUGAAUGCCCAGUCCUGUGGAGUGACCAGUUCUACAGCACGCCGUAUCCUGCAGUCUCUGGAGAAGAUGUCGAGUCCACUAUCAGAUGCUAAAAGAAUUCCUUCUUCUGUUUCUUCAUCAUUGUCUUCUCCUGCUGAAAGAAGCACGUUGAAUGUCACUGACUUUCAUUCGCCAAGAAUAAGGGCUGAAUCCCAUUUUCCUCCGGUCCAGAAGCUUGUGACACCCAAAGCUGUGACACUGUCGAUGAGUCGGUCCCAGUAUUUUAAACCUUCUCUAACAUCUGCUGCCGAAUCAGGCAGGAUCCGACAGAGAAUAGAGAUGAACCACAAAGGAGUGAAAGAGAAAAAUCUGUCAGAACAGCAAAGAGAUCUGUCAGAAAGGAGUGUCUCAAGCCCAAAGUUCAGUGCUUCUGCAUCCAAUGGAUUGCUUCCAGCGGCUGGAAGCGGCGGCGGCAAGAUGAGGCGAGAAAGAGGUGUCCACUAUGUAUCAAAAUCUGCACGAGAGGAGGAGGAGGAGAUGGAAAUGCCAGCACUACCAGAAAUAUCUUUGCCCAUCAGCACAUCCUCAUUGCCAAACUUCACCUUUGGCCCUCUUGCUAGUACUCCUGCUUUACCUGUCAGCCCUGCACAGUCAAUACCUAAAAAGGUGCAACCUGCCAGUAAUGCGAGCAGUCCCGUGUUCAGAUUUUCAUCUCCGAUUGUAAAAUCCACUGAAGCAGAAGUGCUAUCGCCCACCUUCCCGUAAGCCAUUGGUGGCUUUAAAUUUAGUGUCCCUGUAGCAAAAUCAUCUGAGGCUUCAGGACCCAAGGAUGCUCCAGUUAUGUCUCUGAAUAAUGCAGCUGUCAAUAGCAUCAGCAGUAAGAGACAAAAUGAAGAGUAUGAUGGUCCCUUUAAGCCUGCAAAAGUCCUGAAACAAGGAAGUGUCUUGGAUAUUUUAAAGAGUCCUGGCUUUGCCUCUUCAACCACUUAUUCCUCAUCGGCUACUCCACCUGUCACAACAAUCACAGUAAUUUAUACAAGGCCGGCCAUAAGUAGCUUCUCCACAGCUGCUUCAGGAUUUGGAGAGAUUUCAAAACCAACGUCAUCGUAUUGGCAGUGUGAGGCAUGUCUAGUGAAAAACAAGGCGACGGACAGCAAGUGCAUAGCCUGUCAAACGGCUAAAGUGUCGACAUCAGAUGGUACUAAACACUCUGGAACUUUGAAUGUUGCCAUCAAACCAGCUGUUUCUACAACAGGGACACAGGGCUUUGGAGACAAGUUUAAGGCAGCCGCUGGGACUUGGGACUGUGACACUUGUUUGGUUCAGAACAAACCAGAAGCUACAAAAUGUGUGGCCUGCGAAACAACAAAACCUGGAACAGGAGUGAAACCUGCUCUUGUUAUGCCCGUGGUCACAGAAAAUACAACGACCGUGUCUUCCUCUUCUAGAUACACUGAUACAACAGUCACUUUGGGAUUUGGGGACAAAUUCAAGAAGCCAAAAGGUUCUUGGGAAUGUUCUGUGUGCUUAGUGUCAAAUAAGGCAGAGGACAGCAAAUGCGUGGCCUGCCAGUCUGACAAACCAGGAGGCUCCGUUCCUGUGGUGAGUAGCAGCGCUUCCUGUUUGCCCAGUCUUUCUGGAGGUUUUCUGGGCUUAGACAAAUUCAAGAAACCAGAAGGGAGUUGGGACUGCGAGACCUGCUUAGUACAGAACAAAGCAGGUGCCACGAAGUGCGUGGCUUGUGAGAGUGCAAAGCCGGGCAGCAAGGUGGAAGAGAAAAGUCUUAGUGCUGCCACUCCUGCUGCUGCCUCCUCGGCCCCAAGUGCUCCUUUGUUUAAAUUUGGGAUUCAAUCAUCUUCUUCAGAUUCGGCACAGACACCGGGAAGCACAGGGAAAGACUUCAAGUUUGGAGAGCCAGCAGGAUUUAAAUUUGGUAUUGCGUCAGAUCUGGGAGGCUCAGCGAACACUUUGACGGGAGGGUUUAAGGCCUCUAAAACUGAAGGCUCCAAGUCAGGAAGCUUUCCAGCGGAGACUAAAUCAGAGGGCGACUCAACAGGGAGCAAGAGUAGCAGCAGCUUCAACUUUGGACUUCCCUCUGGUGCUACCAGUGCAUCCAGCACGGGGUUUCAGUUUGGAAUAGCUAACCUUGGGCAGCCAGAAAAGAAAGAAGGACUUAGCAAGCCCGCUGUCGGGAGUUUCAGUUUUGGCACGGCUUCUGCAGCUUCAUCAGAGAAUAAAACUGGAAUAAGCGGCUUCAAAUUUGGAAAUGCAGAGGGAAAGGAAGGCGCAGCGACUCCCUUUUCCUUUAAGAGCCUGGAAGAGAAGAAAGAUGAGAUUCCCACAGCAAAAAGUGGGUUUGCUUUUGGUACUGUGGAAUCUGCGACUGCCCCGCAGCUUGCUUUGGGAAGGACAGAUGACAAACAGGACGCUGCCGCCCCUUCAAAUCCACUGGUGUUUGGAAAGAAAGCGGAGAAUGAAGAGGCAAAGGCACAACCCAUCUUCCCAUUUGGGAAGGUGGAGCAAACCAAAGAUGACAGCACAGGAAAACCUGCUUUUAGUUUCAGCCUGGCCAAACCAGCCGAGAAAGAAACUGAGCAAAUCCUACGUCAAAGGAAGUCACUGUGGUUUCCACAUUUUGGUGCUUACAAUCCAAACCCUGGAGAUCCAGGGUCUGCAAAGCCUGCAUUCAGUUUCUUGAACCCUGGUUCUUCUAACUCCGCUGUGCCGAGUGCUUCUGCUGCCAACAGCAACAGCAGAGCGUUCAGCAGCACGACGUCUGCCUCCAACCCUCCUCCGCCCACCUUUUUGUUCGGACAGGCCAGCAGUACUGUGAGCAGCUCUGCUUUUGGUAAUCCCACUGACUCCGGUACAUCCCAGUCCUUCGGGUUCUCUCAGGAGAACAAGCCGCCAGUGACCACCUCCAGCACAAACACCCCUGUCCCGUUUCUCUUUGGGACAGCAGCUGCGACUAACAGUACUGCUAACUCUGGCUUCAGUUUUGCAGCCCCCACCACCUCCACCACCACGGCAACGUCCACAGGUUCCUCCUCUUCGUUUGUGUUUGGUUCAGGGUCUUCAGCACCUGCCCCUGGUUCAGCAUUUUGUUCUAGUCAGGCACCAACAUUUGGUCAAAACCAAGGCUCCAGCCAGCCCCCUGUUCCAAGCUUUGGAUCCCUUUCGUCAUCAACAUCAUCAUCAUCAUUAUUUCCUGCCGGCACUCAGUCUGGGCCACCAGCUUUUGGGUCUGUAUCAAGUACUACCCAGCCGCCAGUCUUUGGACAACAAUCUACCCAACAAUCUGGUUUUGGCCCUGGUGCAACUGCUAGUUCUGGUCCUGUGUUUCAGUUUGGAAGCAGUUCUGCCAAUUUCAACUUUGCAGGCAAUAGCCCAGGAGUAUUUACCUUUGGGGCACCCCCUGGCGGACCAGUACAGCCCGCAGGGUCUUCAGGAUUUUCAUUCACCCAGCCUUCAGCAUUUAGCCUGGGCACAAGUAACGGGAAAAAUGUUUUCUCGCCAUCUGGAUCUUCGCUAUCUAAUCGGAAGAUAAAGACUGCUGUUAGACGUAGAAAAUAAAUAUUAACAGUUGUUACAGAUAGCAGUUUCUAUUACCACAGCUGGUUGCCCUGCAUUGAUCAAUUACUGACUUGUACCUCGUGCCGGGUUUAGCUGAAGCCACAUCUGCCUAAACUCUGCUUGCUUUUUUUGUUUUGUUCCCCCCCCCCUCAAUUUAGGUUUUUUCCCCCCCAAGAUUAGAAUGGGUGGCAGGGAGGACCUUGAGCAAAAACUACUUUAGGAUACGACAGUUUUUCUUCACUGACUUGGCAUGGUUUGGCUAUAGUUGUAAAUAUAGCCUGCACAGCGAAUGGCUUCGUAUAAUACCUCUGUUUGCACCACUCAUCUGCGUUUACUGACACCUCGAGAAUUGUAAUUAUAUCAGUGAGGGGAGUCUGUAUAGAGUAGAAAAAUGUGGGUAAUGAAUGGUUUCUAUGCAGGGUUUGUGUCGAUGUACGUGUGAAGUGAGUGAGUGGCAUGUGUCGUGCACUAAAAUUUUCUGAUAGAGGAAGAAUGAUCCAAAGGAUGACCCCUGCUAAGGACUAGUUAGAUCUGUAGUGCUUCAUUUACCGAUUAGAUAGGUGUCAAACUCGCGGCCCUCCAGAUGUUAUGCACUACAGUUCCCAUCAUCCCCUGCCAGCCUGAUGCUGGCAGGGGAUGAUGGGAGCUGUAGUCCAUAACAUCUGGAGGGCUGUGAGUUUGACGGCUCCUUUAUCACCUGUCUUGCCUUUUUCAUUAUUUUAUUAUGAAACAAACAUGUAAAUACAAUUCUGUUUCUCUGUGUCCUACUUUGGCAUAACAAAUCUGUGAACUUGAAAUUUUAAUUUUGUGUGUUACAGCAAAUUUUUGUUUAGUCUUGUCUCAAGAUUUUAUUAUGUAAAUCUCAUUAUUCAAAGUUGCCUAAAUCCAUUAAAGACCUUUAAAAUUGGGAAUUCUUAAAAUGAGUUUAUUGGCUUUUCUGAUCCAUUUUUGUUUGGACCAAAAACCAGUAUUGUACAAAGUGUUAAGUAUAUAUUUUUAUAUUUACGGAAAUGGACUCUGGUGACUUUGGAUAAUAAGGAGAAGUUUAAUAUUAAAGCCAUGUUUAUUACAGUAUAAUUAACAUGUUAAACCAUGGGAUAAAUGCCAUCAAUAAAAAUUAUGAAUCGUUUGUGUGAAUUUUAAUGAAGGUAUGUAUGAUCUUACCUGAAAUGCAUUUGUAAAGGGUUUUCUCAGUUUAAGAGAAUAUGAGUAUUCUGUUUAUAUCUACAUUUAAUUAAUAUUGAGCAAUACAAAUUGAAUGUAAAUUCUGUGCUGUUAGGUGUCCCCUUAAUGAGAGUGCCCAACUUUUCAAGUCAAAAAGACUUACUACAGUUGCCUGGAGCAUUUGGCUGACUCUUAACUUUCAAAAUAAAAUUUCUGUUAAAUCAUAAUAAAUAUCUAUAAUCGUG
Sphaerodactylus townsendi is the source of this 6224-nucleotide messenger RNA. It is a transcript of the gene NUP153, whose product is annotated as nucleoporin 153. The record is from RefSeq and is a predicted model, not a curated record. Gene Ontology annotation, molecular function: structural constituent of nuclear pore. Gene Ontology annotation, cellular component: nuclear pore. Gene Ontology annotation, biological process: RNA export from nucleus; protein import into nucleus. NCBI's taxonomy places the organism in Eukaryota, Metazoa, Chordata, Lepidosauria, Squamata, Sphaerodactylidae.